This is a messenger RNA of Haliotis rubra (blacklip abalone), 4593 nucleotides long. Its product is annotated as protein wech-like. NCBI's taxonomy places the organism in Eukaryota, Metazoa, Mollusca, Gastropoda, Lepetellida, Haliotidae. The transcript is spliced from 3 exons. Gene Ontology annotation, molecular function: zinc ion binding; protein binding. The record is from RefSeq and is a predicted model, not a curated record. The coding region runs from base 35 to 2032 and encodes 665 amino acids.
AUCUGCAUCACCUGUAUGGAACGAGCACGUGAAGAUGGCGACGUCUCAGAAACUGCAAGAACAUUUUCUCACAUGCACCAUAUGUACAGAAGUAUUUGACAAUCCAUGCACCCUUGUCUGUUAUCACACAUUCUGUCGGAAAUGUGUCGUCAACUACACCAAAACCAAACCGGAAGCCAUCAGUGCCAAGUCUCUGCUGUGUCCUUUCUGCAGCAAGAUGACGAAAGUGACCUCCCCUGAGAGACCAAUAGAUGUGUGGGCGGAUGACGUCAAACCGAGCUUUGUCAUCCAGGGACUGCUAGACUCAUUUGGUCCCGGAUGUAAAGAUACAAAAAACUGCACGUUCUGUCAUCGCGAAGGGGAGACAACUCCAGCGACUGUGUGGUGCUCUGUUUGUGAUGACGCCCUGUGUGAUGAAUGUGCUAGGGCGCACAGUCGCAUCUCAUCCACACGUCAUCACGAUACAACUGACCUGACUAGUGAGGCCAGUAUCCCCAGGAAACGAAACAUUAAGUGUAAAGAACACAAGGAUGAAAACAUCAAAUUCCUGUGCAAAGAUUGCAAGAAAGUCACCUGUCACACCUGUUGUGUUAUCUAUCACAGGAAAUGUGAAUCAGUUGUCACACUGGAGUCGGAGUUACCUGCAUUAAAGUCCCAGCUGUUGAAUAAGAAGAAAACUAUUUGGAAGAAGCAAAUCCAAAUGGAAGCAAAAGUUGAUGCUGUUAAAGUGAACGUCGUUUCUGAGAAAGAUCGAUAUGCAAGAAUGGAACAUGACAUCAAGUCUUUUGGUAACAACGCGAGAGAAAAGAUAACUUUCAUGGAAAAUAAACUUCUAGAUGAACUGAAAGAAGUUUCUGAAAAGCACAUUGAACAACUGACAGCCGACCUAAAGUCUGUUGAAAUGUCAGUACACAUGUACCGACGGCAGGCUGAGCUGAUAGACCAGAUUCUAAAAUCUGAGUGUGACGUGGGCGUGUAUGAGUUGUAUCAGGGAUGUGAGGCCGGUGAUGUGGAGGUUGAUGGAGACAUAGACGUGAAGAAGAGGGGUAGAAUAGCCAGGAUCAUGUUGAGACAGAAUGAAGACAUGUUGAGUAGAGCUCUGGACGAUCUACAGCUGGGGGAGAUAGAUGUCCAGUAUGACGGUAUGGUGAACUUGGAGGCAACACCUGUAUCUCAAGACACCAGUAACAUGCUGGACCUGAAGGCUGCUCCUGUGUUACAGGACACCAUUAGCGUUAAGGUAGCUGGAGAUGAGAGUAAUAUGUACAAUGGUGACUUAACAGUGUUGCCGGUGAAUGGUACAGACACAGUGGUUGUAACAGACUACAGCAACAACAGUGUGAAGUCCUUCUACACCAGGAACAAACAACGACAUCACAGCAAGCUCAGCCUGGGAGGUAAACCGUGGGGUAUAACAAGACUGAAAGAUAACCAGGUUGCUGUCACUGUGCCGCGUUCCAGUCAGAUUGUAACAGUUGAAGUGAACCCUGACCUGGUGCUGCUGUCGACCAUCAGAACCAGCAAACAGUACCGGGGUAUAACGUCUGUGACACCGUCAACACUAGCAGCAGGUUCUAAUAGUGACAAAUGUGUGGAUAUUCUGGACACUAGAGGAAACGUCCUGAAGUCAAUUAAACCUAUAGUUCGUGGGAAGGAAAUUAUACAUAUUCCUGAGUUUCUUUGUACAACAAGAACAGGAAACAUCCUUGUGUCGGAUAGCUGUUCGAAGCGUGUCCUGUGCCUGACAGCUGGAGGGGACGUUGUGUUCACCUACCCUACACCAGGACACACAACACUGGGAAGUCCACGUGGUAUCACAAGAACCAGCACAGGUGACAUCCUGGUUACUGACUACUAUCAACAUACUGUUGUUCAACUGACUGAGUCAGGACGGUUUGUCAGAAACAUACUCACUGCAGAUGAUGGCGUCUCAUACCCGUUCGGAGUUUGUGUAGAUGGACGUGGCCGUGUGUAUGUUUGUAAUUUGGACUCAGGUGAAAUCAAAGUAUUCAGUUUCAGUAACACAGUAUAGACCUUUGAUUCACUAUCAUUUGAUCAUUACAUCUGAACAUACUAUAAUCAACCACAUUUACCACCACCUCCUGACUGCAGAUUGACGGAGCUGGUAAUGUACAGUGUUACAAGGUUUAACUACUGAAUAGUGUGAUUGAGUGUGAGUAAGAUACAGUGUGACUGGGUGCAAUUACUGUACAGUGCGACUGGGUACAAUUACUGUACAGUGUGACUGGGUACAAUUACUGUACAGUGUGAUUGGGGACAAUUACUGUACAGUGUGAUUGGGGACAAUUACUGUACAGUGUGACUGGGUACAAUUACUUUACAGUGUGACUGGGUACAAGUACUGUACAGUGUGAUUAGGGACAAUUACUGUACAGUGUGACUGCGUACAAUUACUGUAAAGCGCGACUGGGUACAAUUACUGUACAGUGUGACUGCGUACAAUUACUGUACAGUGUUACUGGGUACAAUUACUCUAUAGUGCGACUGGGUACAAUUACUGUCCAGUGCGACUGGGUACAAGUACUGUACAGUGUGACUGGGUACAAUUACUGUACAGCACGACUGGGUGCAAUUAAUGUACAGUGUUACUGGGUACAAUUACUCUACAGUGCGACUGGGUACAAUUACUGUACAGCGUUACUGGGUACAAUUACUGUUCAGUGUUACUGGGUACAAUUACUGUACAGUGUUACUGGGUAUAAUUACUGUACAGUGUUUCUGGGUACAAUUACUGUAAAGUGUUACUGGGUACAAUUACUGUACAGAGUUACUGGGUACAAUUACUGUACAGUGUUACUGGGUACAAUUACUCUACAGUGCGACUGGGUACCAUUACUAUCCAGUGUGACUGGGUACAAGUACUGUACAGUGUGACUGGGUACAAUUACUGUACAGUGUGAUUGGGGACAAUUACUGUACAGAGUGACUGGGCACAAUAACUGUACAGUGUGAAUGGGUACAAGUACUGUACAGUGUGAUUGGGGACAAUUACUGUACAGUGUGACUGGGUACAAUUACUGUACAGUGUGACUGGGGACAAUUACUUUACAGUGUGACUUGGUACAAUUACUAUCCAGUGCGACUGGGUACAAGUACUGUACAGUGUGACUGGGUACAAUUACUGUACAGUACGACUGGGUGCAAUUACUGUACAGUGCGACUGGGUACAAUUACUGUACAGUGUGAUUGGGGACAAUUACCGUACAGUGUGACUGGGUACAAUUACUGUGCAGUGUGACUGGGUACAAGUACUGUACAGUGUGAUUGGGGGCAAUUACUGUACAGUGUGACUGGGUACAAUUACUUUACACUGUGACUGGGUACAAUUAAUGUACAGUGUGAUUAGGGACAAUUACUGUACAGUGUGACUGGGUACAAGUACUGUACAGUGCGACUGGGUACAAUUACUUUACACUGUGACUGGGUUAAAGUACUGUACAGUGUGACUGGGGAAAACUACUGUACAGUGUGACUUGGGAAAAUUACUGUACAGUGUGACUGGGAACGAUUACUGUACAGUGUGACUGGGUACAAUUACUGUACAGAGCGGCUGGGUACAAUUACUGUACAGUGCGACUGGGUACAAUAACUGUCCAGUGGGACUGGGUACAAGUACUGUACAGUGUGACUGGGUACAAUUACUGUGCAGUGCGACUUGGUACAAUUACUGUACAGUGCGACUGGGUACAAUUAAUGUCCAGUGCGACUGGGUACAAGUACUGUACAGUGUGACUGGGUACAAUUACUGUGCAGUGCGACUGGGUGCAAUUACUGUACAGUACGACUGGGUACAAUUACUGUACAGUGUGACUGGGUACAAUUACUGUACAGUGUGACUGGGUACAAUUACUGUAUAGUGUGACGGGACAAUUACUGUUCAGUGUGACUGGGUACAAUUACAGUACAGUGUGACUGGGUACAAUUACUUACAGUGUGACUGGGGAAAAUUACUGUACAGUGUGACUGGGGAAAAUUACUGUACAGUGUGACUGGGAACAAUUACUGUACAGUGUGACUGGGUACAAUUACUGUACAGAGCGGCUGGGUACAAUUACUGUACAGUGUGACUGAGUACAAUUACUGUACGUGCGACUUGUGUGAAUGGUGACAAUCACUGAAUUGUAAGGUCCAGACUCAGUUUGUUUGCAAACAACAUCGUGCAUCUGUUAUACUGCUGAAACAAAUAUAUGCUUGUGAUAUAGUCACAAUUGUACACUCGACUCAGCGUUUAACAGAGAUUUCCUAUGAAUGGGGAAACGGUUUUGACGCUUUUGUUAGUAUGUCUAACAAAGUGUGUGACUGAGGUAAUCUGUCAGUGAGCAUCUCCUGAAUGUCCUUUGAACGUCUUGUAACGUAUGCAAGUUAGAAUAAGUUUAAUGUUGUAUUGUCUACGCAGCAGGGCUAAACCAAUGAAGACACGGUUAUUGGUAUGGCAUUACAUUACAUACUGAAUAGUGCGGCGGUACACAACAAACCAAACAUCCAAGCGUUUGGUGUGACAUCACUAUUUCUAUUGCAUUAACAGUUUCUGUUUAUUAGAUAAAUGUCUUUCCAAUAAACAGAGAUUACGUA